Molecule: messenger RNA, 675 nt
Organism: Rotaria sordida
Lineage: Eukaryota; Metazoa; Rotifera; Eurotatoria; Philodinida; Philodinidae
Source: the annotation of a GenBank genome assembly
AUGCAAUGGAAGAUGAAUGACACGAAUGGAGAAGUCGUAGCUGGUGGCCGUGGUCGAGGAAAUCGAUUGGACCAAUUGAAUUUGCCAACUGAUGUGUUGAUCGAUAAAGAGACGGAUAGUCUCGUUAUUUGUGAUCGAGAAAAUCGACGAGUUGUACGAUGGCCUCGUCGUAGUGGCACAACUCAAGGAGAAAUCGUCAUCGAUAACAUCUAUUGUCAGGGAUUGGCCAUGGAUAAUCAGAGAUAUCUCUACAUCUCUGAUACCACCAAAAAUGAAGUAAGACGAUAUGAAAUAGGAGACAAGCAUGGAACUAUCGUGGCUGGUGGCAAUGGUGCAGGUGCUGGUUUCAAUCAACUCCACGGUCCGAUAUGCGUCUUCGUCGAUCAACAAGAGGCUAUCUAUGUUUCAGAGCAUUACAAUUAUCGUGUGAUGAAAUGGAAUAAAGGUGCAAAAGAAGGAAUUGUUGUUGCUGGUGGUCAAGGCUUUGGAGAUGGUAUGAAACAAUUAUCCAACCCUCGAGGACUACAAGAUUUACUUCAUACUGAACAAGAUGAUUUGUCUAAUUUGCUUAAAUAUUUCAACAAUUAUUGGAUGCCUCAAAUGUCAUCUUGGAGUGUUCAUAGUUUAUGUCAAAAAGCUAAUGAUUCAUGUGAAAGUAUGUCAAGUCAAAACUGA